AUAGCAACAACGCGCGAUCUUCAUUAUUGGCACGAAAAAACAGGCCAAGCAGACAAUAAUAAUAAUAAUUUGUAAACUAAACAAUUUUGAUAGAUCUAGGAGUAAAGUUGUAAGAUGAAAGUGAUCACCCCUGAGAUUUCUUGGCAUGAGCGGGAACCUGUUUACAGUAUUGAUUUUCAGCCUGGUGAUAGGGCCAUUAGAAGAAUUGCAAGUGGUGGAGUAGACAAGAUCGUACGGAUUUGGCAGUUCAGACUUGACGAGGAGGGGAAAGGCUGUGUGGAGUUCUUGGCCAACUUGAGACGGCACACAGCCACUAUUAAUGUAGUUCGGUUCUCAAAAAAUGGUGAACUCCUGGCCACUGCUGGGGAUGACACAGCCAUUAUAUUGUGGAAGCUCAGCGAUGUUCCACCUCCUGCUAAUAACAUAUUUGCUGAUGAGGAUGGGGAUGAGGACAAGGAAUCCUGGGUGUGUCACAAAAGUCUGAGAGGUCAUCUUGGAGAUGUUGCUGAUUUGUGUUGGUCGAAGGAUAACCGUUACCUUGUGUCUGGUUCGGUUGACAAUAGCGCCAUUGUCUGGGACAUUGUAAAAGAUCAGAAAGUGGCAAUUUUCAAUGAACACAAGAGCUAUGUGCAAGGCGUGGCACUUGACCCCUUGGGAGAUUUGGUGGCCACUCUCAGUUCAGACAGGUCACUUCGAGUGUUCAACCUGAAUUCCAAGAACUGUGUCAACAAUGUCAGUAAGAUGGCUCCCCUUCCUUCCUCUCAGGCUAAUGCAAAGAGUGGUGACUCUCAGAACACUGCCCCUGACCCAAAACCCAAACCUUUCAGGAUUUUUCACGAUGAUAGUUUACGGUCAUUUUUCCGACGUCUCGAGUUCUCUCCUGAUGGUCAGCUGUUGAUGACUCCUGCUGGCUGCGUAGAACUUGGUGAUGGAAAACUGGCCAGCACCUCAUUUGUAUUCAGCAGAGGAGCCUUUGCCAAACCGGCCAUGUACCUUCCCAGCGGAGACAAAGCCACAACAGUUGUCAGAGUGAAUCCACAGCUGUUUCACCUCAGACCUGCACAAAGUGACUGCCCAGCGGGUGACACUGAAGGCUCGGAUUCAAAGCAAGAGAAGGAGUGGGACAAAAACAAGUCCUUGUUUUGCCUACCCUAUCGCGUUGUUUUUGCUGUGGCUUCAGAGGAUACUGUAAUCAUCUAUGACACACAACAAACAAUGCCUGUUGGUUUGCUGAAGAACAUCCACUAUCAUCAGAUCAGCGACUUGUCCUGGUCGGGUGAUGGGAAAGUUCUUGUGAUUUCCUCAACCGAUGGCUUCUGCACGAUAGCUACGUUUGAGGAUGGGGAGCUGGGAGAGGUGUACACAAAGGCCAACACUGACGAAGGAGUGUCAGUCCCGUCUACUGUUCCCAAGGGAGUCUCAUCAAAGAAAAAAGUGGUCACAGGUGAAGAUAAGCCAUCUGAAACCUCCUUGCCAUUCUCUCGCUACACCUCUCCAAAAGAGAAGAAAACGGAGGAGAAAAGUAUCCAGAAACAGUCCUCCGAGUCGUCAAGCUCCAAUGGGAAUUCUAAAAAUGAGACCUCUGAAACAAGCUCUUCUCAAGUUGCUGACAGUAAUAAGUCACAAACAAAAAGUGCAAAUGGAGAGGUCAAAGGAGACACAGUCAAGCCAGAUACCGCCAAAACUGAGGUGUCUGAGAAAGUGGAGUCGCUUACCAUCAAAGACUCGAGUAACAAAAUGUCCUCAGAGAGUAAACAAGGAGGCGGAAAAAACCCAGAGGCACCCAAAAAGAAGAGGGCUGUGUUGACUACCAUCAGUCUAAAGAAAUAAAAUGUUUUAGAAAUUG
This is a messenger RNA of Aplysia californica (California sea hare), 1846 nucleotides long. RefSeq names its product chromatin assembly factor 1 subunit B. Gene Ontology annotation, molecular function: protein binding. NCBI's taxonomy places the organism in Eukaryota, Metazoa, Mollusca, Gastropoda, Aplysiida, Aplysiidae. Bases 115 to 1830 code for a protein of 571 amino acids. The transcript is spliced from 13 exons. The record is from RefSeq and is a predicted model, not a curated record. Gene Ontology annotation, biological process: nucleosome assembly; DNA replication-dependent chromatin assembly. Gene Ontology annotation, cellular component: nucleus; CAF-1 complex.